GCUUGACUUCGCCAGCUUUGUCUCCAAGAUAUCGUGGGCACCCAUCCCUGCCAAUAAAUCUCAGCUCCUGCAGCCACACAAUACAAGCCGUGUUUAGUCGUCUGAAUUUUGAUAUCUCACCUCGCACAAAAAGCGAAACUGGCUGCAGCCAAGCCCCACAUCCGUCUCACGAAACCAUGGACAUUGGUCCGCUUCCUCUUGCUCAGGUACGCGAGAUUUGCGUUGGUCUUUCACGAGAGGGAGAGGCUGUAUCGCGAGGCUGGUAUUGGGGAUCUCUUGUUAUCUGUGCUUCCAGAAGGCGUUGCCAAGUGGGCUCAAUGUGGAUGGCUACGAUUUGGUGCUGAUUAGAGUUUGUUCUGCAUCUGAUCUGGGUGUUUAUCAAGCCAUAUUUCUUGUGUUCAUCUCAACCUGUUUUCUCCCGUCCCUAUCUUUUCGAGGUUUGGAUCUGUAUUUGUAUUGAGAUAUGAUGAUCUGUUGAUCGUCCGUCCGAUUUUCACAUAAAUAGGUGUAAUCAUGUGGUGUCAAAAGUCAAUUUCGUUCUGCUUCAUUACUUUAUAUUCCACAGUAUCUGCUCUGGCGUUCAACAACUUCCCAGCUGAGGCAACGGCUGCGAGCAAUGUCCUCCUCAACCUUGACUUCCCAGCGCCGACACCAGCUCCAUCAGAUUAUGAAUUGCGUCGUCGACAAGAAGCCCAGAGAACAUUGUUAUUAGGACCUGAUGCUACGUGUGGAUAUUUUGGCGGUAAUGCCACACAACCAUGGGGCUGCACAGCCAGCUCCACCUGUGCCUUCGCAACACCUACGGUCCAGGUCGUAGACUCAACAACCACGACAGCACCGGGUAGCGUUCUUUGCUGCGACUCUGCAUCUGGAUGUCCUACUACGCCAGGCCCGACGUCAUGUGUGGAUAAAGCACGCUUUGAUGUCAAGACCGCCUGCACGGGGUCUUGCCUAGAGGAUGAGAAAGUGUUGAAAUGUACAUCAGGAAUCUACAUCUUCUGCAACACAAUCACCUUUCCCACCCCCUCCCUUUCCGCCUUCUUCUGCAACUACAUCAGCAACUACGCCCCCGUCCCCGCACUGACAGCCAUCUCCGGCCAAGGCGGUCGCGAAUUCACUCCGACCAUCCAAGCUCUUCCUCCCGCGACUACUUCUCCGUCAAGCUCAAGCUCAGUCGUAGCUUCUUCCGUCGUAGCAUCGUCAACUUCCGGAGAGAGUUCCGCGGCUACAGCGACUUCGAAUACGUCGGCUGUUGGAAGUGAGGAUGGAGGGGGAGGUAAGAAAGGGGCGAAUAAGGGUGCGAUCAUUGGUGGUGUGGUGGGAGGUGUUGCGGGUUUGGCGUUGCUUGCUGCUGGGGUAUUUUUUGUGCUGAAAAGGAGGAGGAGGAAUGUAGGGACUGGUGAAGAGGCUGUAAUUUCUGAAGACGGCAUUGAUGCUCAGGCUGCUAAAGAUACGGGUUCGAGUCGUGGUAGUGAGAAUGGGGAGGGUGAAGGCAAAGUGCCUGUGGUGGAGGAGAAGAAGGUGGAGGGGAAGUGA
Cadophora gregata is the source of this 1536-nucleotide messenger RNA. RefSeq lists its product as uncharacterized. The record is from RefSeq and is a predicted model, not a curated record. Lineage: Eukaryota; Fungi; Ascomycota; Leotiomycetes; Helotiales; Ploettnerulaceae. Bases 514 to 1536 code for a protein of 340 amino acids. The transcript has 3 exons.